AUGGGAGUGGCGGGGCACCUGUCGGUGUACGAUUGCGUUAUCUCAGACGCGGCGCAACACACGCCGUCGGCGGCGACAUUGAAGUUCCGCCCACACUUAGCUAACCAUCAAUCAUGCCAAAGCGAUCCCGCCGGGCUCGGAGUGAUCCCCGAAAAGAAGCCUACGCGAGGGUCUAUUAUGGAGAGCAGAUGUUGCCGCGUAGUCGAUUCUGCGCCGUAUUGCGAUCGCACGAGCGCCGCGCUCGGGGCCGAGCGGGAUGGAGGA
Messenger RNA from Iphiclides podalirius (scarce swallowtail), 264 nucleotides. The record is from the annotation of a GenBank genome assembly. Lineage: Eukaryota; Metazoa; Arthropoda; Insecta; Lepidoptera; Papilionidae.